AUGGAUCAUGUCAACCACACCUGGACCCAGACAUUCAUCCUUGCUGGUUUCAAUAGCUCUGGGAUGCUACGACAUUUGGCAUUCACAGGAACCCUGUGCAUCUACCUUCUCACCCUUGCAGGGAACUUGGUCAUCAUUGUCCUGGUUAAGGCAGAUUCUGGGCUCUCCACACCCAUGUACUUCUUUAUCAGUGUGCUCUCCUUCCUGGAGCUCUGGUAUGUCAGCACCACGGUGCCCACCCUGCUGCACACCUUGCUCCAUGGGUGUUCACCCAUCUCCUCAGCCCUGUGCUUCACACAGCUGUAUGUCUUCCAUUCCUUGGGCAUGAGUGAGUGCUACCUUUUGUGUGUCAUGGCACUGGACCGCUACCUUGCCAUCUGUCACCCACUCCACUACCAUGCACUCAUGAGUAGACAGGUACAGCAAUGGUUAGCAAGGGCCACGUGGAUGGCUGGCUUCUCAGCUGCACUUGUGCCAACCAGCCUCACUGCCACUGUACAGUACUGCUUGAAGGAAGUAGCUCAUUAUUUCUGUGACCUGGCACCCCUGAUGCGAUUGGCCUGCGUGGACACAGGCUGGCAUUCUCAAGUCCAUGGGGCAGUGAUUGGUGUGGCCACUGGAUGCAACUUUGUGCUUAUUUUGGGACUCUAUGGAGGCAUCCUGAGAGCUGUGUGGAAGCUGCCCUCAGCUGCCAGUCGUGCCAAGGCCUUUUCUACCUGCUCUUCCCAUGUGAGUGUAGUGGCACUGUUCUAUGCUUCUGCCUUCACCGUAUAUGUGGGUUCACCAGGGAGCCAAGCUGAGGGCACUGACAAGCUUAUUGCCUUAGUGUACACCCUCCUUACUCCAUUUCUCAAUCCUAUCAUCUAUACCCUUCGCAACAAGGAUGUGAAGGAAGCUGUGAGGAGGGUCAGUGACAGGAUCAGGACAAUUUGGAGGGGACCCUUAUGA
Messenger RNA from Heterocephalus glaber (naked mole-rat), 948 nucleotides. Its product is annotated as olfactory receptor 6N2. NCBI's taxonomy places the organism in Eukaryota, Metazoa, Chordata, Mammalia, Rodentia, Bathyergidae. Gene Ontology annotation, biological process: G protein-coupled receptor signaling pathway. Gene Ontology annotation, cellular component: membrane. The record is from RefSeq and is a predicted model, not a curated record. Gene Ontology annotation, molecular function: olfactory receptor activity; G protein-coupled receptor activity.